Molecule: messenger RNA, 216 nt
Organism: Symbiodinium sp. CCMP2592
Lineage: Eukaryota; Dinophyceae; Suessiales; Symbiodiniaceae
Source: the annotation of a GenBank genome assembly
AUGCGACAGUUGACGAGGAGGGCAGCAUUUCGCCACAAAGGAUCAGCCUGUACCUGCACUUCAGCCACCCGCGGUACCCGCGGGUGUCUCCCACCCACGGGGACCUUCCUGGAAGGAGUGGUGGGGGCACCUGCGCCUCAGGUGACGAAGUUGCGCUUGAAGGCGGCGAGCCCCGAGGUGCGCUCAGACAACUUGGCGGUCAAAAUUGAGAAUUGA